AGAUGUGUUGAAUUAGAAGUGUGUGUAACUUUGGUUAAUAACUUUUUCGGUUCGUGGUUCGUUUGUCAAAGAAAUCGUAAAAUUGCGAAUUAUAUUGAAGAAACUUGUACUAUUUCUUCAAUUACGAUAAGAUAAACCAGCCUUCGAAGCGAUUCUUAAGUGCAUGUACGAAAAUUUCGAUUUUUAGUGCAUUUAAUUAAAGGUUUCCGUGUUGCCUGUCAUAUUGAGUAUAACGCGCCACGAAUUGUUUAUGAAUAAUUAAUAUUUCAUUGCAGUACUAAGCCAGGUCUUCUUAUCAUUUAACUAUUUGUCGAGUUUAAUAAUUUCGGUUACAAGAUUUGGAUUUAAAUCGAGUGAAUGAAGUUUUCUUUCGGAUAAAAUUUAAAGGUAAAAUUAUGGACUUAUGACACAUGCGCGUUGAAAAGAGUGUUGUUCAGAAGUAAACUUUAAAUAAAAAGAAAAUUAAUUUUCCAAAACCAAGUAACAUUCAAUGAAAGUAGCAACAAUAUCGCAUUUAAUGCUAUUGCUAAACUAAAUUCAAUUGUUUUAUGGUAAUUAAGGAAUUUGGAGGAAAAUCAGCAAAUUAUUUUCGAUAAUAAAACGGGUGUGUGCGUUAAUUUCGAGAGCAGAAAGAGAGAACGUGUCAUCAAAAAAGUUUUCUUACGCAAAGAGACAUUUUCCCCACAGUUCAAAGAGAGAGAAAAUUCUUUACGCCAUAUUGUAGAGCCGAUUAUUCGGCCUGUGGUGGCAAAAAAGUUUUUUUUAUAUAAAUUGAAAAUAAAAAUCAAUUUCGAAUUUGUACUGGCACCGACGGAACAUCUACACAUCAAUAAAUUAACAAAUUAGCAGAAAAACAAUGAAUGAGCUGGAUAGCUUACGACAAGAAGCCGAAACAUUAAAAAAUGCAAUUCGAGAUGCACGAAAAGCGGCGUGCGAUACUAGCCUCGUGCAAGCCACUAAUACCUUGGAACCAAUCGGUCGUAUACAAAUGCGCACACGAAGAACGCUUCGUGGCCAUUUAGCUAAAAUUUAUGCGAUGCAUUGGGGUAGCGACUCUAGAAAUUUAGUAUCGGCAUCUCAAGACGGAAAAUUGAUCGUUUGGGACUCACAUACCACCAACAAGGUUCAUGCAAUCCCUUUGCGCUCAUCAUGGGUUAUGACAUGUGCAUACGCCCCAUCCGGUAGUUAUGUAGCCUGCGGAGGACUCGAUAAUAUUUGUUCGAUUUACAGUCUUAAAACUAGGGAAGGCAAUGUUCGUGUAUCACGUGAAUUGCCCGGACAUACAGGCUACUUGUCAUGCUGUCGAUUUUUGGAUGACAAUCAGAUAGUUACUAGUUCCGGAGAUAUGUCUUGUGGACUAUGGGAUAUUGAAACUGGCCAACAGGUUACCUCAUUCAUGGGACACACUGGCGAUGUGAUGGCACUGUCAUUGUCGCCACAAGGUAGAGCAUUUGUUUCUGGUGCAUGCGACGCAUCAGCUAAAUUAUGGGAUAUCCGAGACGGACAAUGCAAACAAACAUUUCCAGGACACGAAAGUGAUAUUAAUGCAGUUACGUUCUUUCCAAAUGGUUUUGCAUUUGCCACUGGUUCAGAUGAUGCAACAUGUCGUCUGUUUGAUAUUCGAGCUGAUCAGGAAUUGGCAAUGUAUUCACAUGAUAACAUCAUUUGUGGUAUUACGUCGGUAGCGUUUUCGAAAAGUGGCCGCCUUCUGUUAGCUGGCUAUGACGAUUUCAAUUGUAAUGUAUGGGACACACUGAAAGCCGAACGUGCCGGCAUCUUAGCCGGACACGACAAUCGCGUUUCCUGUCUAGGUGUAACAGAAAAUGGCAUGGCCGUCGCCACAGGGUCAUGGGACUCAUUUUUGCGUGUGUGGAACUAAACCAAAUAUUAAACUGAAUUCAGAAUAAACAGAAAAUAAGAAAAACAAAAAGAAAGGAAAACUAAAAAGUAAAUAAAAAUGAAAGUUUUACAUAAACAAAACACAAAAUGGUGAAAAAUAAAGAAAAUAUGAAAAUCAUAAAAAAUUGAAAAUAAAAUUUGGAAGUAAAGGAAAAAUCAUAUAAGUAAUAGCAAAAAAACAAAAAAAAAACAUAUUCUACCAUGAUAAAAGAUAAUUUAAAAAUUGCACGCAUAAAGCAAACACACAAAGUAAGAAUUUAAGCAACAUUUUUUCAUAUAUUUCUUUAAUUUAUUUACAAAAGAAAGAAGAAAAUAAAAAAAAAACUUUUUCGUUUUUCGUUUCAAAGUGUAAUUCUAAAUAUUAGGCGCCGCCAUUUUAUUUUUUUAUAAACAUUUAUUCGAAACAACUUUACUAUAAUGAAGAAAUCUGUUUUUUGUUUUUUUAUUCAUUUAUACCAAUGAAUGUUCUGUUAUUUUGUUUUUUUCGUAUUAAAGAAAAAGGAAGAAAAAAAAAUAUUUAAAAAAAAACAUGUGCGUAAGUAUUUAUAUGAUUAUGAUUAUUGAAUAAAAGUAUAAAAGAACUUAAGAAAAAUCAUUGUAAUAAUACAAACAAACAAAAAAAUAUUCAUUGAUAAAAUAUGAUGUUGACGAUGAACUAAAAUUUUUUUAUUUUUAUUUUUUAUUUAUUUCGAUUGAUGCAAUUUCGGACGUCAUGGACACGAGAUAAAUAUAUGUAUGAGAAACUCUCCAAGUCUGUAUAUGUAUGUGUCUCUUUCUUUCAUUUGUUUUUCGAAUCCUUUCUCAGCAUUUGAUCGAUUUUCCUUCUUUUCACCAAACUGACGUCAUGAUUUCUUUUAUUAUUAUUUUUUGUGUUUUUAGUCGUUCGUUUCUUAUUCUUCCGUCAAGACACAGAAAAUCAUAUCAAUGAGUUAACGGAUUGAUUGUUUGGGAACCGUAGAUGUUCAGCUAUACAUAUUAUAUGGCCAGGACGAACGUUUAUGUAAAAUGAUAUAGAUGAAUUAUAUACCGACAAGGAGUAAAUAUCGCCGCAGAAACAUAUAUAAUAAAUUUACACGUGAACAACCUGAUAACUUUUCGUUAUUCUUUGUUUAGAGACUGUCUCAUCAAAUUGUUUUUUUUUUGUGGAUAAAAUUCAAAUUGAACUUUUACUUCUAAAAGUAAACUGAUUGUCAUGCGCACAAGUACAAAAUAAUAGUUUUUAUUCAGUUCGAAUUUUCGUUCAUUCGUUUUGUUUUAAAAGGAGAUUGAUUUAAAUUGGUCAUUAUACCAAGAAGGGCGGUUUCAACAGUCUUUAUAUUCAAACAAAAUAUAAAAUUUAUUUCCAUCUGACUUCUGACACCAUUUUUUCAAUUUUUCUCUCCACUGCACAGAAUGGUAUUAAUAUUUAAAUAAAAAAAAUCAAUUUUUCUUACUUAAAAAUAAAAUAAUAAAAAAAAUUCAAAUUAAAAAUUAAUAAACAAACAAAACAAUUUAAACACACAAAAAUACACAAUUUAUAUAAAAGAAAAACAAAUGACCGAAUGAAAACUAAAAAAUGAAAAUAAUGAAGAAAUAAGUAAAAAAAAAUAAUUCGAGCAUACGAUACAGCUUUUUACUUCUUUUAUACAAAAAAUAAAUAAAAAUUAAUAAAAAUGAAAAUUCAUCAAAAAAAGAAAUUAUGGGAAGGUCGUGUAAUUUGUCAUUUAUAUGUAAAAGUGAUAAAUGAAAAUAAA
Bradysia coprophila is the source of this 3632-nucleotide messenger RNA. RefSeq names its product guanine nucleotide-binding protein subunit beta-1 (gene Gbeta13F). Lineage: Eukaryota; Metazoa; Arthropoda; Insecta; Diptera; Sciaridae. Gene Ontology annotation, biological process: signal transduction. Gene Ontology annotation, molecular function: protein binding. The record is from RefSeq and is a predicted model, not a curated record.